This is a messenger RNA of Calidris pugnax (ruff), 3336 nucleotides long. RefSeq names its product tetratricopeptide repeat domain 34 (gene TTC34). The transcript has 7 exons. The record is from RefSeq and is a predicted model, not a curated record. NCBI's taxonomy places the organism in Eukaryota, Metazoa, Chordata, Aves, Charadriiformes, Scolopacidae. Bases 87 to 1691 code for a protein of 534 amino acids. Gene Ontology annotation, molecular function: protein binding.
AAGAAACCAUCUUCACAAUCAAGUCCUACGUGCCGUGGAACCAAAGAGGUCUGCUGCUAAAGGUUCUCCAAGAAGAAGGACAGCAGAUGCUCCAGAAGAAGAGAGAUGCCCCUGGGGUUUACCAGCUGGCUUCUCUCUUGGUGGAGCUGGACACUUCUGAUGAAGCAUCACGGAUCCUUUGUGCUGAUGCCCUGUACCAGAUGGGCCGUGUAGAAGAAGCUCACAAGCUCCUCUCACUAGCACUCUCCAGAAAUCCACAAAGGUCUCCCAUUCUGGCAAGACUCGCACUUCUGCAACUGAAGAAAGGUUUCAUGUAUGAUGGCAACCAGCUGCUGAAGAAAAUGAUCAGAAUUGGAGAUACCUCCUGCCUCCUGCCAAUCAUGGACAUCUUCAAAGACGAAGACAGGAAGCUGAUGCAAACUCACUGCCGUUUCAGAGCGCUGACCAUCUUGAAGGACAGACAGGAGGACGCUGACAUCAAAGAGGCCAUUGCCUACCUCUCCUUUGCCAUCAUCGCUUCAGGUGGUUAUGCUGAAGAUUGCCUUCUCAUCAGGGCUCGAUGUUACGGGCGCCUUGGCCAGAAGAAAACUGCUAUUUUUGACUUUAAUGCCAUCCUGAAGGAAGACCCUAGGAAUGUGCAAGCUCUGAGUGGACGAGGAUUCAUUUACCUUGCUCUGAAGCAGCAGAAGGAGGCAGUGCAAGAUCUGAUCUCAGCACUGAAGGUGGAGGCAGGAAUAGUGAUCCCAGCAAUCUUGUCUUUAAGGCAUGAAGCCCAAGGGUUGAUCACUCAGUGGCUUCUCCAGCACGGCAGGGCUGCACUGACUGAGCUAGUUGCUACUAAAGACGUCGCAAAAGAAGAAACCCUCAGGGAUCUUCUCGUGAUUGCAAAAGCACUAAUUAAAAUUUGCAAGGAGGCCCAAUGUCACAUCUUCUACACAGAUGUUUUGAUUGUAAAUGGAAGGUAUGAAGAGGCCUUUGAGCAUCUUCAGGAAGCAUUUGGCCACUCUCUUGCUGAUGACUUCGCUAGUGCAAGACUCGCUGUGCUGCAGCUGAAGAGGAGGAACGUGCCAGGGGCAGCUCACUCACUCAGCAUCCUGGCUAAGAAAGAUGAAAAGGAGUUGGGGUUUCUCCUGAACUUCGUAGACACCAAACAACAGCAGCAUCUCACUCAGGUAGCAGCCCAAGAAGGAAAUGCGCUGAUUAAAGAACAUCGCUAUGAGAAGGCUCUCGGUUAUUACAGCCUAGCUGUCUUGGCAAGCAAAGAUAAUCCAAAAUAUCUCAGAAAGAGGGCUGCCUGCCUUACACACCUGAAAAAAUACCACAAAGCUUUAAAAGAUAUGGAGAAAGUGAUCCAGAAGCACAGCCAAAACAGCCUUAAAAGACAGGUGGAGGACCACUGCUCACAGGGACAUCUGCUGCUGUCGGUGGCUGAGGAAGAGGCAGCAGUGAAGGAGUACAUCGAGGCCCUGCAGUUAGAUGAAUCCCUGGCAUUGUGCAGCAUCAUGAACGGCCCUGGCAGGGAAAUUUUAACCAAAACAUUUCAUAAGAUUGCACAAUAUUAUUUUGAAAUGCAGCGUUACGAAGAGGCCUGGAAAAUCACAGACUAUGGUCUUAAGAUUGAUAAAAAUACUGAACUUAAAAAGCUGAAAACAAGACUUAAGCGCGAGGCGUCAAGCUGUAGCAUACAUUAAUUUAACUGUUUGGGGAUUUUCCAGUGUCUGAUUGCUUUCUGGUUUGUUUGUGAGGCUGGAAGAAUGAGGGAAAGAUGAGAAGCACAGGAUAAAUAUGCAACGGAGAUGGCACUAAACAUGGUACAGCAAGAUUAGGACUAGAAGGUUUCAGGUAGUGAAACAAAACAAGACAUCUAUGAGAAAAAGGCAAAUUGCACUGUUCAGUAUUCUUUGAAAUGAUUGUGGAUGUAAACUCCUCCUUGUGAAGGAAGUGUUCUGUCUGGCUGAACUCAACUAAUUCUAACACAUCUGUUCCAAUCAUAGUGAAGGAAAACAUUGAAAUAGCUUGCAGUUUAUGAAUAAUAAUCAUGUAUUUCCUUGUUAUUUAUUUGAUUAGCUUUAACGCAUACUGUUCAAUUAAGUAGCCUUGUUUUUAUGGGCCAGUUGGAAAGAUGAGUCAAAAGGAGCAUUUGUAAUGUGCUUUAUAUUUGUGAAGGACCGUAUGGAUUACACUGCUCAGCUGGCUAACUCCUGAAUGGACAGAGCUGCCCUUGCCAGCCUCUAGUGGAUUUCAGUUAUCAGCACCAACAGGGGUGAGCAGGAGCCCUACAAAUGCCAACUAAACUGUUUUUCUGUCCCAGGAAAUAGAGAUAAUUUGACGAUAAUAGUAACAGAAAAAGGACAAUAAUACAAAGGAUGAGACUCAACAGAGAUGAAACGUCCAACCUCGUUACUAAUGCUCUGUUAUCUGGGCCACACACAGCUGUACUCCAGACUUCACCUUGGACUUCCAGAUCCCCAUGUCUCAGUUUGCCAGUGCAGAUACUGGAGAUAAUCUCUCAGAGAGGUGUCUAAAGAGCCCACCAAAUAUCAUCUUUCAGACUCCUGGAUAUUUGUGCACAAAAGACAGCACUGGAACUUGAACUAAUCGAGAAGCAAUCGAUGUACAAGUAGGAGGUCGGUGUUGGAGGCAACAGCCAAGGUGGUAACGUGAUUGCUCUGCAGUGAUUCUCACUCUGUCAUCCAUGCAGGACAGCACGGGAGUCAACAUCUCACAUGCUCUGAAGGGUUGUGCCUGCUGUCACCACCUGUAAGGACAGCUAGACUCAGGGGGCAGCGCAGAGAUAGUGCCAAUAUACCCAAUUUCUGCAUGGUUUGGCAUUUUCUCUGUGCACUGGGAGUCAAUAGCUUGAUUUGGAGGCAGUAUUGCCUGUGCUGUGCAGAAAGCAGACAAUGAGCUGAGGCCCGAAACAACAGACUUGUGUAUUUGUUUUGACUGCUCCGAGUGAAUUUGUCCCAAUGUUUUUAGAGUGUGAUAAUACAACCAUGGAGAAAACUAGAAACUACUAUUGAAAACAAAAGAUUAAAGCAAUACUGAGAACUGCUCUCCUGCUUUGAUUAGGUUGAAAGGGAAAUGGAACAUUUUCUUUUUUUGUUACAUUGUUUCCUGAAAGGCAACAUUCCAGAGUGAAACUUCAUUCAGCAGCCAUGAAAUCAACCCAACAGGCAGUAAUACCAUCUCUACUUUUGCAUCUUAUUUUCUUCUCCACAUCCUACUUUUUUCUUCCCUAAGAGCACAGGUAAGAGUGGGCAUCUUUCCUUUCAAAUUCAAGAAAAGUUACUCUGAUUUUAGUCCUAAUGACACUGAUAAGUACUUUUUGCUCCU